GUUGCGCGGGCGCGGCCGCAGUCCCAAGGGCUGCACGGAGCUGAGCGGCGCCAUCAUCUACGACGACCUCCCCUCCGCCCCCUCCAUCGUGCCCGCCCGUACACGCCCGCGCUUUAAACCCGUUCCUCUCGACGGCGAGGAGGUGGUAGGGAUGACCAUGGGCGUGCACCUGUACACCCCCGAGCCCCGGAGCGCCGCGCCCUCCGAGCACCUGUAUCAGAGCAUCUCCUCAGGGAGCGAGACGUGCAGUUACAGCACCAGCGAGGCGGCGCCCCACGACGGGCGCUCCCUUCUGCGCCCGCCGCACCCGCGAGGAGGUCACUGUCCCUCGCCCAUCCUUGCCGACACGGACAGCGAGGACGAGCCCCUGGGUCCGGGGGGCGUGGUGCCGCCCAGCGACAAUGACACGCCCAACACCUCUCCCAACCACUCGCGCUACUACUGCCCGAGUGCGCCCCCGCACCGCCUGUCCCCCGCCGGCUCGGGCUCCGACUACGAGAGCGUGUACUACGUGGGCGGCAUCCGGCGGGAGCGGCCCUUGACGCCGCAGGAGCGAGGCCUUCCUCCCCUGCCCUCGCGCACAGACCGCUUCCGCAUCUACUUCUCGGUGGAGCGCGGCCAGCGGCGCCCCCCGGGCCGCAGGGGUUCCUCGGGGCGGCGCCACAGCGGCCACCACCACCCGCUCCAUCCGCAGCCGCACCAUCCGCCCGAAGCCGAGCCGCUCUACGAGAACCUGACGUAGGCCCCGAGGCGAGGGGCGUCGGCGGACCGCUUUUCCCGCGACAGGACGCUGCCUGUUCUUCGAGGACGGGGCCUGGAGGCGGCUCUCAGUGCAGGAGAGGAGCUCGUCUGAGGCCUGGUCCGGAGGCGCGGGCGGCUGCGUAUCUGUGAUGGCGUGAUGGCAGACUGAUCUCAGGGUACAGCGUUGGAGAGCGACGGCGUUGGAGAACGCGGGACGGCCGAGGAAAAGGGAAGGGAAGUGUAUUCCUCUCCAGGUUAUCUUGCGUUAGCUAUGAGUGUGGCAAGUCCUUGAUAGUUCUUGAACCAUGAGUGAGAAGUGGAAAUGAGUGAACUCCAUAUCAGAAACAACCUGCUUCGUGGAUUGGCACGCAGAUCCAAUUCGUAUGUGAAAGGAGCAUUUUGUAGAUUUGUCUGGCUGGAUCACAGCGUAGGUGCCGAUUAGUGUUGCCUUGAGGAAUGUCUUGUUGAGCCUUUCGGGUGCGCGUGUGUUUCCGCGAGUUUCCGCGGCGACCCGUUCUAAGGCAGACUACGAACAAGCGCGCACGCGAGUUCGGGCCACUCGCCUUGCUUAUGCACAGCUGCUGGAAGGACGGUCAGUAAAGGAAUGAAAACUGCCUCAAGGCUACAGUGAAGUCCCAGUGAAACCGGAAGGAAGUGCAGAGGAAAUCUGAACGUGAACUCGCCAGCCACGAGUGCCAGGAAUCCAGUAACGAAAGCGGCUCCUUCGCCAGACGCCGUUGACUACACGAGGCCCUGGCGAAGGAGGCGCAGGCGACGGCGGAGGCGAGAGGAGGGGGGAGCGUGUCUGUGCCGAAGGCGGACAAACACACGCAAACACACACAAGUAGUUGGUGUUGUCUCAAGGUGCAAUCUAGUCCUCUCGUCCGAGCGCACGCACACACACGCAGCCUCUCACUGGCCGGUAGACUGACCCACCAGUAAAUUCACACAUAUUCCCAAGUGGUAGGCCUAGGCAAAUUCAACCUUAAAAUACAAUACAAAAGAUCUCCAUGUGUACAUUUGCAUUUACAAAAGAUUGUAAGAUUGUAACGUCAAACAGUAGGCAAAAAUCAAUAAAAAGGUAAACACACACACACACACACACACACACACACACACACACACACACACACACACACACACA
Molecule: messenger RNA, 1885 nt
Organism: Penaeus vannamei (Pacific white shrimp)
Lineage: Eukaryota; Metazoa; Arthropoda; Malacostraca; Decapoda; Penaeidae
Source: RefSeq, a predicted model, not a curated record